AUGGCUUCACCAACAUCUGCCAAUAUCGACGCUCCAUUGCGCAUACGCCUACACCGACAAUGUGGCGCUUGUAACCACCUUUUUUUGCCGGGCGAUCAUCUGGUUGCACUGCUUUGUAAUGAAAAAUCCAUUCGAGCGUAUAGUGUGCUUACCUUUGUACCCAACUCCCAGUGCAAAUUGCUAGAACAUGAUAACAUCCAAUUUUGCAUGCAUCACAUAUGUGGCUUUUGCUCCAAACUCAAUGAGGGCGAGGAGAGCGUGACGGUUCAUGCUGAUUGUCUAAGUAUGUUUGGUCAAACUUGCAGUGCCCCAGAUAAAUACCAGAGGCUCUGGAUUGCAGGGACUAGAAUAUACCCGUGGCGGACCGUCGCGCCCUUGGAGCUCGACCCUGGCUGCUGCGCAUCUCCAGAACUCAUCAGCAGCGCUGCUGGUUUACAUAGGACGUUGCUUCCAGAGCUGGCUGAUAUAAUUGGUGGCUAUUUACAGCCACAUCAUGCUCUCUUGAGGUUUUGCAGUGUUAUACGACUAGCGAAAGAGUUGAGCAGGGCUGAAAUGGAUUAUGCUGUCACCUAUCCACUUUGCGAGGUUCUGUCGUGGUCUCGUGGUGCCUCUCCUACAUUGGUUGAACAAGGGCAGGCCGCCAAUCCUAGAGUUCGGCUUACCAUUGACUCUCGCGGGAUUGAAAGGAUUGAAAGAGUUUCUGAUGAUUCACAAGAAACUACUAGGGACUUGUUAACCAAUUCUCACGCAUAUGUUGUAGACCUAGUGGAACAACUAUCAGGGGUUAGCAUAGGAUUUCAGCUGGGAAUGAGCCGUCUGCAAGUUCCGACGUCAGUAAACAUCAGCAUCUGGAACGUCCCGUCGCCGCAAGACCUCCCGCGUACUACAUGUAUUACAUUCCACGGCAAACUUUCAUCUGGACGAUUUGCAGCCCUUGAUCUAGAUCCAAAACAGUGCACUGGAUUAUCUUUUUUCUUGUCCAUUAGACAGAUAAUGGCUAUCCAUGGGCAUACGAAGCGAGGCUCACGGGCUCCUCAGGCCUUUCAGCAUCUGAAUCGCGAUCACUCGCCUGGCCUAUUCUGGAUCUACAUUCCAAUAACAGCCAACGAUAAGGUGAUUGCGAUCGGUACCAGGGAGGCUUACAUUGCCAAUGGUGGAAGUUAUUCGAUUGUACUAAAAAUGAAAUCUGGGACUUAUUUUAUUGGGUUUCCUCUCGUUAAGAUCAUGGGACCGAUAGACGAAACCUUGCAUUUAAUUCAAGAAGCAGACGAUCGCCACUUAACACUUAUUCACGAAGUUCCGUAUAACACGGGCAUCUCGUUUAUUGCGGUUGACAAGGUAACAAGGACCACUUCUAGGAUCAUAAUCAAAAGGUCGAACUUUCCCCACUAUUCAACCCAUUCUUAUGCAUCCCUGGAGGGUGUGGUUAACGCACGUGUCUUGAGGGAUAAGGAGAAAGGUAUGUGUCGCGGCAUUUUGCUGGAAUAUGAAGACGGUACGCUGCGAGCGCUCGGGCAAUGCCGCCUUGGCCUUGAUACUGUUCAAUGCUACAAGCAUCCGACAAAAUUUCACUACACCAUUGUGAAAUACUCUUCCCAUAUUAAGACGCAUGACUCUAGAUGUCUUCAAGCAGCCUUUGACUCUGAAAGCGGCCUCUUUUCGACGCAUAAUAACUCGGAAUGGAAGACUUGUCCGAUGAAGGGUUUUUUGCAAUUUUCAUUUAACCAUUUCGGGGUUGCAGUUAGAUAUCAUGACGCCUGGCGGCCACAUUUUGACUACUAA
Molecule: messenger RNA, 1782 nt
Organism: Trichoderma asperellum CBS 433.97
Lineage: Eukaryota; Fungi; Ascomycota; Sordariomycetes; Hypocreales; Hypocreaceae
Source: RefSeq, a predicted model, not a curated record